Seriola aureovittata is the source of this 6191-nucleotide messenger RNA. RefSeq names its product tumor protein p53 inducible nuclear protein 1 (gene tp53inp1). Lineage: Eukaryota; Metazoa; Chordata; Actinopteri; Carangiformes; Carangidae. The record is from RefSeq and is a predicted model, not a curated record. Gene Ontology annotation, cellular component: autophagosome; nucleus. Gene Ontology annotation, biological process: positive regulation of DNA-templated transcription; autophagosome assembly. The coding region runs from base 463 to 1350 and encodes 295 amino acids. The transcript is spliced from 4 exons.
GCAGUCGGGCACCGAGGAGGAAACGGACUGAAGGAAAAAAAAAAAAGCUGAACCGCACUGUGACUCCCCGAUGUACAGUCCCUAAAUUAACGGUUUUAUAUUUUUAUUUCUUCCGCGAAGAAACCUCACGUUUUUCUAUUUUUCGAAAAGUAACGUAUCUACCUCAGUUUUAAGGAUUUUAAUCCCGGUUUUGAAACUCGGUUUACAUCUUCUUCUACCGCAGGGCUUUUUUUGUACUUUUGUACUUGAUCGUGACGUCGAGCGAUGUCCAGCCCGUGUCUGCUGACCCUCAGAUGAUCCAUGACCACACCUUAUUGAUGCACUUUAUCACCUUUGCGGAGUCUUCCUCCCGCCGCGAACCCCGCAGCUGAUGACCAAAGUGCUUCCCCGCCGUCGCCCCGUGCCACGUGCCUCCUCCCCCAGCCCCUCCCUCAGCCUCACGCCCCCGCAGGACGCCCCGGGAUGUUUCAGAGGUUUGCCAGCGCCCUGUUCGGGGACGACGUGGAGGAGCUGAGCCGAUGCAGCCGACCUGGAGACGGCAAGCAGGAGGAGGAGGACGACGAAGACUGGAUCUUGGUCAACUACCUGGCUGAAGCCUGCUCCAGUCAGUGUGGUGACGGCCUCUCUGGAAGCACCGCUGCUCACCAGGAGGAGGAGGAAGAGGAGGAGGAGGAGGAGGAAGAAGACCUGGUGAUGAUCCCCUCUCCGGUGGCCAGUUCCCCCAUCCGCUACGCCUCCUGCACUUCCCUCAACUCCACGGCCGACACAGACCCGGACGGCGGCGCUGAGGAGGACGAGGAUGAUGAUGAUGAAGAGGAGGAGGAGGAGAGCGGGUUCCUGCGCCUGGACGCCUGCUCCCUGGAGGAGAGCUGGUUCGUCACCCCCCCUCCCUGCUUCACCGGCCGCGGCAGCCAGCCCGUCCUCCUGGAGACCAGCCCCCUGGAGAACCUGCUGAUCGAGCACCCCAGCAUGUCCGUGUACGCCCACCACAGCCCCCCCCGACUGACCCUCGACCCCCUGCAACGCUCACUUGACCGGGACUUCUUGUCCGCCAACAUGUCCACCCCCCCGACAGCCUCAGGUGGGAAGGAGAAGGCGAGACGCACGCUGGACGGCCCCCGUCACAGGCCAGAGGUGGCGGUCGUACAGCGCCGCUCCACCCUCCACUCCGCCUGCUACGCCGCGGCGCUCUCCACCCGCGCCGGCCUCCUGCAGCAGCGCUCGGGAAACACCGCCCAACGCACCCAACCGCUGUCUCGCAACGCCCUGCGACGCCUCAACCUGCUGCUCCCCCCCAAGGCCGGCACCAGACACCUGCACCAGCCCAGCCAGAGGCACCUGAACUUCUGAGGCCACGGCAACCAUCGUCAUCAUCAUCAUUAUCAUCAUCAUCAUCAUCAUCAUCAUCAUCAACCUCGUUCCUUUAAGCAGUGUGGGAAUCGAACCCUCGCCACCCUCAGUCACACGCCGCUGUUUUCUUCUCGUAUCAAGAAAUCAACACCAGCAACAAAACCUCUGUCAUCAGCCUCCACCUCCACCUGAGCUGUUCUGAUUAUCUGUUCUCUGAUUGGACGGUGAAAUAGGGAAAAUAACUGGUGAUCGCUGUCAUUUUAUCAGCUCAUGUCUCCUCCUCCACCUCCUCUUCCUCCUCCUCUUCAUCCAUCCAUCCUCCUUCACAUUGAUGCUGAGAAGAAGGGAUGCAAAAGAGAUGGUCAUCAUGUGCCGCUGCCCCCCCCCCAUCCUCCUCUUCCUGUUGUCCAUGUUUUAUCCUCUCUCCCAUUGGACCAAUUUGUGUCCAAUCACGGAGAGGACAAGUCGCCACGGUGACGUCCUCUUCUUCCUCUCUUUCUUUUUUUCUCUCUUCUUCUUACUCUCGUUCUUUACGGACAACGUCGUGUGUAGAAUCAAUGCUGUAGGUCACUUUACUCGGCGGCAGGUUCGCAGCAAGGCGGCGGGACGGUCAGGUGAGGUCAUCGCAGAGCGACGCUUCGUCCGGCGACUUCCUGGGCAACUUGUCGGGGGAAACAGGAAACAUUUCAGACCCUGAAUCACUUGAACACGAACAGAUCAGCUGCCGUUUAAUCAGAGCAGGAGCGUCGUGCUGAGGCUUUUGAGAGAAGUUGCCAGUUAUUGUCGGGUUUCUGCAACUGGCAACCUGAGCGCUGUUGAUUUCAAACAAGCUGUGACAUCAGCAGCGUGAACUCAACGAGUCGCUGCAGCUGAAAACAAAAGUUUAAAGGAAAAAUCCCCCCAAAUAAUCUGACGCUGUCGUCGUCUACUUCAGCAGUAACACAAAUAAACUUAACAGCUGCAAACGCAGACGCAGUUUGGUCCAUUAAAGGGACAGUCCGCAGAUUAAACAAGUCCACGUCUGAGAAAAUAAUAAAAUGGCGUCAUUUUGUGUCAUCAGGGUUAUCUCAGCUCGUAGAUUAUAUUAUAACAGAAAAUCUGUUUGGAAGUGACGGAUCAGGAUGCUUGUCAGGCAAGGAGGGUCUCAUGAAAGACACUUGUUGCAUCAUGGGAAAUGUAGGAUCCAGUGUGUCUGGAAUUAAAUCUGUCUCUCUCAAGUGCAAAACAAAAAAAGUCUUUCUAAUCCAGAAAAAGAAAUGUCCCUGUAAAAUAUAUAUUUUACAUUUGUAAAAUACAAGAGUUUGAGUCUGUGAAGAAGUGCAAUACUAAAUAACACUACCCCUUUAAACACACCAUGAAUCCUUGUUUUGAAGAAUUUCUUUCACAUUAAACACUGAAAUUAUUUCAUGUUUUGCUCUAAAUCCAACAUUUUUUUUUUUUGGCGACAUUGUGACUCAAGUCAAAACGCGACCCGGGCGAGAACACGCUGCGUUCACAGGUUCUUCUGGGAAACCGGAGGAUGUAGUAACUGAAAACUGAGAGACAGAACAGAGAGUUUUAUGAGUCAACAAAAUCCGAGUCACUUCCUGCAGCUGCUUCGCCUCGUAGUCACUUUUCUGCUGCAGGUACAGACGUUUGAUUUUUAGCAGUUGUGCGUUUCUUCCUUUGUGAUUAUUCACUGCAGUCGUAGAGCGGAGCCUUCCCUCCAUCUAUAGAGUCUAUAGAAUUAAAUACAACACACCUCAGUUAUAAGUGCAAAUGCAAAACGCCUCACCUCUUACUGUUUUCUAUAGUUUUAGAGCAUUUUUGGGGGAUUUUUCCUUUAAUUUCCUGCCUUGAAAUCACCUGUUGUGAGUCGUGCGGCGUCCCCCUGUUGUUUAAACGCGAUGUUCCCACGCUGGUCGUCCUGCGGCGCCGCCUGAACCUGCCUCUGACUCUGUAAUUCAGUACUUUUCACAAUACUUUUUUGAAAAAGGACAAAAAAAAUAAAUAAAAAAGACGGUAAAAAUUACUGGGUUAAAUAUCACUAAACGCCUUGUUUUAACGGUAGCUUUGAGAUAAAUAGAAAUGUAAAAAAAAAACAAAAUGUAUUUAAAAAAAAAAAAAACUUCCAAAAUAUUUUUUGAAAAGAAAAAAACAAAUUACAUAUCAGUAUGAAGUUGGUAUAUAUGCGUCUAUGGUUUCUUGCUUAGGUAUGUUUGGUUAUGUUAGUGUGCAAUCUGUUGCAUGGUCGUAGAGUUGUGUCAGUGUCACGAUGGUUGGGAAAAAAAAAAAAGAAAAUGGAAAAAGAUUAUUUUUCUUUUUUUUUUUUUUGUAAUUUUAAGUUUUUUGUUUGUUCUUAAACGAAUCUGCAGUCCACUUUUCAGGGUCACAACCAAUCACCUUUACACUUUAGGAAGAUGCAGAUUUACUUGACGGCUGAUGAUUCUUUGUGCGUGCUCUCAGACUUUUCCAGCUCUGUCCUCGCGAGAUUUCCCUCGUGAAGAUGUUUGUGAGAAAUUAUUGACUUUUAGAAAAUUGAUCCUGGUCCCAGGACUGUGAAAACGAACUCAGUCGACUGUUGGAAAUCCAUCAUGAUGGAGAGAAACCUGUUGGUCUUCUUCUGCGUUGUUUAUAUAUAUAUAAAAAUAAUUUUUUUGCUCUAAUGUUCCUAACAUGGUUUUAGAAAUGUACUUUAUGCUUUUUAACUCUUCUAUUUCCCAUGUUAACUUAGUUACAUUUUGUUAAACUGUUCAAAUAUUUAAACCAAAAAAUUAGCAGUGACCUUUAACCUUUCACUAGUUUAUAAUACUGAUGUUCUUUUGUUUUGUUUUUUUUGUUGUUGUUGUUGUUUAACUUGAGUUGUAAACAGCUCGGGGUCUCGGCGCUCUGACACGGCGGACGCGGCUUGAUGUGUCCGCUGUAGGGAAAGUGGAGCCCGGGCCGAGUCACCACACUGCAGGAGGAGAGAGGGACUGGAUCUGAAGUACGGAAGCCCAUUUAUGUCAAGAAGAGAAAAAAGAUUAAAUCUUAGGAAUGAAAAAAUAGAUUUAAAAAGAUGCGCAUGGGGAGUCAAAAAUAAUGAGAUACAGAGACAAAGUUUAAGUCUGAAUUAUAACUUUUCAUGACUGUGACAUAAAGGGUCAAACAUUAGACUCUAUCUGUAUGAAUAUACAUGUAUAUAUAUUUAUAUAUACACAGUACAUACAAAUGAAUUUCAAAGUUUCACCUUAUAAAUUUUGACUUGUUGUCACAAAGAAAUAUAAGAUAUUAUCCCACUGUAUAUUAAUCUAAAAUUUUGUCUCUUAAAGUCAGUAUUUGCCUUUAUUAUCUCUAAUUUUAUACAUGGUAUCUCAACAUUGUGAUUUACUCAUUCCUGACUUUUCUUCAUCUUUUAUUUCUUUUCCUGGUAGAAAUGAGCUUCACCACUGAGUCCUACGUUGAAACUGAAAGAUGUAGGAUGAAUUUUAUUUUUAUUUUUAUUUUUUGUGUGUGUUCUUGAAUGAUCUUGAAACAGGUGAUCAAACUCAAACUUCACAUUUUGUUCAAGAAGAUUCUUGAUCAAAGAUCCAACCUCUCAGUUUUGUUGACCGAAACACAUCCAGAGAAAUCAAUAAGAUUAAAUUAAGUCAUUUUUAAAGGUGAAGUUUGGGGAACACAUCCUGUUGAAGACACAAAACGUAUCUGUGUUGUGUGAUUUUUAGGGCUCAGUAAAGACUCAGUCUCGUGUGGUGGAGGCCGUUUGCAGUGUGGCGUCUGAAUCUCCAGUAAAAACCUGACUUCACUUUGUCUGUGGUCGUGUUGACGGGACGGUAGCAUUAAUGAGAAAGCACUAACAAAGGUUUGUUAGGCGUCCGUAUGGUUCGCUGUAAAUAAUCGAAACGAUAGUGGAGUGGUUCAAUCUCUGGUGUAUUUAAGCUUCUCUGUGUUUCUCCAGUGUCUCUCUCUCUCUCUCUCUCUCUCUCUCUCUCUCUCUCUCUCUCUCUCUCUCUCUCUCUCUCUCUCUCUCUCUCUCUCUCUCGUCGAGCUUUGCAAUUGUGGACGAUGUUGUUUUGUGUUACUGCGAUGUUUUUAAAAAGAGACAAACUUAAAGACGGAAGGGAUCCUGUCUCCUCCUGCUGUCAGGAGCCUUUAAUGUUUUAUCUUUAUUUUCAGUUUCUCUUCUCAUCUCUCCAUCAUCAAACUAACAGGGAUUUGUAAUGUUUUUUUGGUUUUUUUUUGUUCAAUGCCUUGAAAUUUGUGGAUCACGUGCCUUCCAGGUUGAAAUAUUGUAAUGACAAUGCAUCAAUGAAGAACUUGAACUCUCUUUUUUCUUUUAAAUUCUUUUUUUAAUGUCCAGUGUGGACAAAAUAAAUAAAUAAAAACACACGAACAGACAUCAGAAACCAACUAUGCACCACUCGGAGGAAGCUUGUUGGCUCUCGCCGCCGCCGCCACCCGCCCAGCCCGUGUACAGCUUUUAUAUAAUGACUCAACAAAACCAGACAGAAUGAUGUAGCAAAACCUCUUUUCUCCUGUUGUUUAUUUUACAAAAGUGUGAAGAAUAUUUUGUGGCAUUUUUAUUUUUCACCAAGUGUUAGACUUUUUUUUUUUUUUUGCUUUUAUUUGUGUAGUUUACUGGAAUAAUACAGCACUUUGCCAAAAAGAAAAAAAAGGUGUAGGAAUUAUAGGGUUAACUUUUUAUUUAUCGACAUAACUGGUCUCCUUCUUUGUAUUUUGGAUGAAUGAAUGAUCAACUCUCUCUGUUCUGAUGUCAGAAACAAAAAAUAUUGCUAAUUAAAAAGUGGGGUCAUCUGUUCUCGAACUGUAAUAGUUAAUACAUGUGAUCUCUCAUUAGCUUAUAAUAAAUGUUUUCAUACACA